This is a messenger RNA of Fomitopsis serialis, 3104 nucleotides long. RefSeq names its product ubiquitin activating enzyme. Gene Ontology annotation, biological process: protein sumoylation. Gene Ontology annotation, cellular component: SUMO activating enzyme complex; cytoplasm. Bases 65 to 2965 code for a protein of 966 amino acids. Gene Ontology annotation, molecular function: SUMO activating enzyme activity. The transcript is spliced from 18 exons. Lineage: Eukaryota; Fungi; Basidiomycota; Agaricomycetes; Polyporales; Fomitopsidaceae. The record is from RefSeq and is a predicted model, not a curated record.
UGCUUCUGGCCACUCUUCAUCUCCUUCUCUACCAUCCCCAUUCAUCUCCCUCUCUUCACGAAUCAUGGCUACGACGAACUUGUCAUCCGCAAUGGACAUCGAUGAGCAGGCCAUCGACGAGGGCCUCUACUCUCGGCAGCUGAUUGCAACACAUGUAUCGCUGGAACUUAUGGGUCAUGUAGCGAUGAAGCGCAUGGCUGCUUCAAAUAUCCUGAUCGUCGGCGUGAAGGGCCUUGGUGUCGAAAUAGCCAAGAAUGUCGUCCUGGCUGGUGUCAAGUCCGUCACAAUUUACGACCCCGAGCCUGUUGAAGUCCAGACCUCAGCAGUCAAAGGACUCGGAAAGCCUCGCGCAGAUGUAGCCGUUGCUCGUCUAGCUGAGUUGAAUGCAUAUGUCCCGGUGCGCAACCUUGGUGGGCAGCCCGGCAAGGAGAUCACGGUAGACAUCAUCAAGGGUUUCCAAGUUGUUGUGCUCUGUGGCGCCAGCCUGCAAAAGCAACUCGAGAUCAAUGAUUGGACUCACGAGAAUGGCGUCCACUUCAUCGCGGCUGAGACCCGUGGUCUCUUUGGUUCGGCAUUGACCGGUAUGAUCGUUUCCGUCGAGCGGGAUAAGGAGGGUCUCGUCACUUGCUUGGAUGAGACGCGCCACGGCCUCGAAGAUGGCGACUUUGUGACUUUCUCUGAAGUGCAGGGCAUGAAUGAAUUGAAUGGCUGCGAACCACGCAAGGUCACCGUGAAGGGCCCGUACACCUUCGCUAUUGGCGAUACGUCCAACCUAGGCGAGUACAAGACCGGCGGUAUCUUCACUCAAGUCAAGAUGCCUAAAAUCUUCGAAUUCAAAUCUCUGCGCACGUCGUUGAAGGAGCCAGAGUUCUUCAUCACGGACUUUGCCAAGUUCGAUCGCCCCGCCAGCCUGCACGCAGGGUUCCAGACACUACGCUCGAAGGUCGUCGAGCUUGCCAAGAAGCUGGACGCUGACAUUGAUGAGAAGAUUGUCACCGAAUUGGCCUACCAGGCUACGGGCGACGUGACACCACUCGCAGCUGUCAUCGGUGGUUUCGUUGCCCAGGAAGUCCUGAAAGCGUGCUCUGCAAAGUUCACGCCCAUGGUCCAGCACAUGUACUUCGACUCCCUCGAGUCCCUCCCCAGCACCCUGCCCAACGAGGCCGACUGCCAGCCUAUUGGCUCUCGGUAUGACGGCCAAAUUGCUGUGUUUGGCAGGCACUUCCAAGAAAAGAUCGCGAACUACCGUCAGUUCCUAGUCGGCUCUGGUGCCAUCGGCUGCGAGAUGCUGAAGAACUGGAGCAUGAUGGGUAUUGGUUCGGGUCCCCAGGGCGUCAUCCACGUCACGGAUCUGGACACGAUCGAGAAGAGCAACUUGAACAGGCAGUUCUUGUUCAGGGCGAAGGAUUGGGCAACCGCUGUCGCAGACAUGAACCCCGACCUCAAGGGCAAGAUCAAUAGCAAGCAGGAGCCUGUUGGUCAUGACACUGAGAAUGUCUACGACUCGGACUUCUUCGCCGGUAUUGACGGUGUCACGAACGCUUUGGACAACGUGAAGGCUCGGCAAUACAUGGACCAGAGAUGCGUAUUCUUCCUCAAGCCACUGCUGGAAUCCGGUACUCUUGGAACAAAGGGUAACAUUCAGGUCGUUGUACCCCACUUGACGGAGUCGUACUCCUCGUCUCAGGACCCGCCAGAGAAGGAGACACCCUCAUGUACAGUGAAGAACUUCCCGAAUGCCAUUCAACACACGAUCGAGUGGUCAAGGACGGAGUUCGAUAACAUGUUCGUGAAGCCAGCACAGGCUGUCAAUGCUUACCUCUCCGAGCCGAACUAUCUCGAGAACAACCUCAAGUACUCUGGCCAGCAGAAGGAGCAGAUCGAGCAGAUCGUCUCCUACUUGGUCACCGACAAGCCCCUCACGUUCGAGGAGUGUAUUGUCUGGGCUCGGUUGCAGUUCGAGGAGAAGUACAACAACGCCAUCAAGCAGCUUUUGUUCAGCUUGCCGAAGGAUGCUGUGACGAGCACUGGCCAGCCGUUCUGGAGUGGUCCUAAGCGUGCACCCGACGCGUUGAAUUUUGACCCGAACGACCCGACCCACCUCCAAUACAUUAUCGCGGCUGCAAAUCUUCAUGCGUACAACUAUGGUCUCCGGGGCGAGACUGAUCCGAACCUCUUCAAGAAGGUCGCCGACUCAGUGCUGGUACCGGAGUUCCAGCCCCGCAGCGGCGUGAAGAUCCAGGUGAACGAAAAUGAGCCCGUGAACCAAGCAGGCAACACAGACGCAGACCCGUCUGACCUGAGUGGAUUGAUGAAGAAGUUGCCGCCCCCGUCUUCGCUCGUUGGGUACCGCCUGAACCCCGUCGAGUUCGAGAAAGACGACGACACCAACUACCACAUCGACUUCAUUACCGCCGCCUCCAACUUGCGUGCGAUGAACUACAGCAUCAAGCCCGCAGACCGUCAUACGACCAAGCAAAUUGCUGGCAAGAUUAUUCCCGCCAUCGCCACCACGACUUCUCUCGUCACAGGUCUGGUGUGCUUGGAAUUGUACAAGCUCAUUGACCACAAGCAGAAGGUCGAGGACUACAAGAACGGCUUCGUUAACUUGGCCUUGCCCUUCUUCGGUUUCUCCGAACCCAUCGCGCCGGCGAAGCAAAAGUAUGGGGACACCGAGUGGACUUUGUGGGACCGCUUCGCGUUCAACGGCGACCCGACUCUCCAGGAUAUCGUCAACUGGUUCAAGAAGGAGCACAACCUGGAUAUCACGAUGGUCAGCCAGGGUGUUAGCAUGCUGUGGAGCUCAUUCAUCGGCAAGAAGAAGAGCGAGGAGCGUCUGCCCAUGAAGUUCAGCAAACUCGUCGAACACGUCAGUAAGAAGCCAGUCCCUCCGCAUACCAAGCAUUUGAUCGUGGAAGUCAUGGUAUGCGACGAGAGGGUGCCGUUCCUCGUCGUGAACCUGUGAUGCGUCAAAGGAAGAAAGUGUACGGUCGAUAGAAGUGACAACAGGAUCUUGUAGCUAAUAUAAUACUGAUACGUCGACAUGAAUCGCAAACAACGCUGUAUUCUCUCAAUCUGCAUGACCGUUAUUCGAGGCGCACAUG